CCUGGUUGCCCCCGGACCUGACUUGGCGUCGACCGCGUUGGGGAUUCGUCCUUGAGUCUCCUGUCAACUGACAGUCGAGCCAUGAGGUUUUCGCGAGCAUGAGGUUUUGGCCUGGUGUUGACCCCGCGUGUUAACCGUACGAAACGAGCCUCUCACGUCCCGGGAUAACAUGUCUCUCUAAUUGUAGGGUCCUUAAAUUUAGAGCAGUUGCAGCCGCUGGCUCAGUCACUAAAGGAUCCGGGCCCGACACGCACAUACACAGUAGUUCCCAGGGCAGCAGAAAGUACAGAAAUCCCACCUUAUGUGAUGAAGUGUCCAAGCAAUGGUUUGUGUAGCAAACUUCCCGCAGACUGUAUAGAUUGUACAACAAAUUUCUCCUGUAUCUAUGGGAAACCUGUUACUUUUGACUGCACAGUAAAACCAUCUGUUACCUGUGUUGAUCAAGACUUCAAACCCCAAAAGAACUUCAUCAUUAACAUGACUUGCAGAUUCUGCUGGCAGCUUCCUGAGACAGAUUACGAAUGCUUCAAUUCCACCAGCUGCAUGACGGUGUCCUGUCCUCGGCAGCGUUACAUUGCCAACUGCACAGUGCGGGACCACAUCCAUUGUUUAGGUAACCGUACUUUUCCCAAAAUGCUAUAUUGCAAUUGGACUGGAGGCUAUAAGUGGUCUACUGCUCUGGCUCUAAGCAUCACCCUUGGUGGGUUUGGAGCAGACCGCUUCUACCUGGGCCAGUGGCGGGAAGGCCUCGGCAAGCUCUUCAGCUUUGGUGGCCUGGGAAUAUGGACGCUGAUCGACGUCCUGCUCAUUGGCGUUGGCUACGUUGGACCUGCAGAUGGCUCUUUGUACAUUUAGCUUGGUAUCCGCUUCGGAAAGGAGCAGUGCUUAGAAAGAGUCCUUUUGCCUGUAGGAGUUGGUGUGGUGUGAGUGAUAUAUUUGUAUGUUUUAAUGUACAGCAUCUGUACUUUGCUUGCCUUGAUGAAGGUAAAAUAAAGAAUUAGAACACUGAACCACGCUAAUCUGGAAUUUGUUUUUAUUUGUGUGAAACAUAUUUUUUCUGUGAAAAAAAUGUAAAGUUAUUUAAACCAGUAGCACACAUUCUGCAGUGACUGAACAUCCAUUCAGUUCCAAUGACUUUGUCUUUUUUUACCUAACUCAAAAUAUACAUCUUGUAUCUCUAGCCCAGAUAUGAUCUGCCCUGGAGACCCUUUCAGUUAUUAUUGCCGGAAGUGGGAAGGGUUUACCGUCAACUAGUCUGCCUGCACUUCAGUCACCUGUACGUUUUGUGGCGUAAAAUGUCUGUGGUCUGGUCUCUAUGAAUGUUUGGAGUAAACGGCGGAACUUUUGUGGCUAGUCCUGGCUUGAAGUUUCUUAGAAGUAUAGGAGGUUGUGAGGGUGCUGAAAAAUUAAUAAAACUACUGGCUAAGGAA
Molecule: messenger RNA, 1430 nt
Organism: Carlito syrichta (Philippine tarsier)
Lineage: Eukaryota; Metazoa; Chordata; Mammalia; Primates; Tarsiidae
Gene: TM2D3
Product: TM2 domain containing 3
Exons: 5
Coding region: 307-855 (182 amino acids)
Source: RefSeq, a predicted model, not a curated record